CAGUGAUUCUAUUAAUGUGUUUGGUGCAAUUACUACAGCACAAGGACUAUCUGUCCAAUUUUAACGUUAAUGUACCAGAUGUUUUUUUUGAUAUGGUGGAUAUUGAUCAUCGAUUGUGUAGUGGAAUUCAAAAUAAUUUAUGGAAACGAACGUGUGAUAAUAACGGUGCCGAUGCACAUAAAACAAAUGCACCACACGAAAAUGAUUUACAAGAUCAUAGAAAAGCCCGUUCCCGCGGAUACCAUCUGGACGCCAUCUACGGAUCAAAUGGGCUACCGCGAUGGACCCAUGCCGCAUGACGGGGCGCGCGACGCCGCUUAUCGCGACCUCGGCUGGUAUGGAUUUCCAAAGUCGCCGCACGACCACCAAUCGACCAGUGACCCCGUCUACGGUCACCGCGGAACGGGCGGUUAUCAAGUACAGGAAAACGUGGCAGAUUUCAACGGAAUAUUUUCGAUCGCCGUCCCGCCGAAGCACCGCCCAACUUCCGCACAGGCAUACCACAACAAUCCUUCACCGGUGUCGGACGUCGGCAGCGAUAACACCGUGGACCGGAUGCCGUCGGUUCUGUCCAUCGCUUCGCCGCCGAUCGUCAACAACGUUUACUACACGCUCGAUCCCGUCGUGCCCUACAACGACGUGGCACUUCGAUCGCAGCGCAAAUCCGUUGGACGGCGGUCCGUCGAAAAUGUCAAUUGUCAAGUAGUCUCGGGAUGAUUUAUAAUAAUUAGGCUUUGGUACCGCGGUGUUUGUUUAUUUUAACGUGACCACCAUUUAUUAGCUUUUUAGUGCUUUUUCCAUAGAUAGCUAUUAUCUACGGAAAUGAUUUCACAACAAUUAAAAUAUGAAAAUAUGUUUAUAUCCUAUCAGCGUUGUGCGAAUUCCACGUGAUAUAUUAUAAGCUUUGAGCUCCUCGCGCCGAUGACUAUCUAUAUCGAUUGAUAAUUUUGUUUCGAUUAAAAAAUCAAUUUCAAAAGAUACACUGAUACGUGAUGACAGCGAUAAAGUCAUACAAAAAUAAAAAAAUAAAUAGGUAAUACAAUUAAAUAUAAGACGAA
This is a messenger RNA of Melanaphis sacchari, 1058 nucleotides long. RefSeq lists its product as uncharacterized. The coding region runs from base 70 to 717 and encodes 215 amino acids. The record is from RefSeq and is a predicted model, not a curated record. NCBI's taxonomy places the organism in Eukaryota, Metazoa, Arthropoda, Insecta, Hemiptera, Aphididae. The transcript is spliced from 4 exons.